Annulohypoxylon truncatum is the source of this 1463-nucleotide messenger RNA. Its product is annotated as translation machinery-associated protein. NCBI's taxonomy places the organism in Eukaryota, Fungi, Ascomycota, Sordariomycetes, Xylariales, Hypoxylaceae. The record is from RefSeq and is a predicted model, not a curated record. The coding region runs from base 396 to 998 and encodes 200 amino acids. Gene Ontology annotation, biological process: formation of translation preinitiation complex. Gene Ontology annotation, molecular function: RNA binding. The transcript has 2 exons.
CAGGUGCGUUCCGGCACGGUACCUGAGUACCUUGAUGGCUUUCAAUUUGUGUUUUCGUAUUAUGUCAUUACGGACGUGCAAUUCGAACAAGCUUUUCAUCUACCUAACUCUCAUCUCUUACAUCGAACGGAAAGAUUGAAGACAAAAAGUGAAUCGUAGCCAGAGCCACCAGAGCUGUUAGGUACCUCUGUAUCUCCUGCCCCGCUAAGCCGGGAGCAAGGGGAUAAAGUUCUAGAGUUUGCCCCGCGCUGAACAGCGACUGCGGGGCACUUCAAUCGACUGCCCCUCCAAACUUUCACAAGCUUCAUCUUACACCUACCUAGAUCUCGUCAACACACAAUACCUACCUCUAUUUCACCUCUACGAUUCGGAUCAAUUGACCGUAAUCCGACACAAUGUUCAAAAAAGAAAUAAACGCAGCCCCGAAAUCCAAGCUCAAAUCCUCCGUGCAGCGCUCCCUCCGCCAAUCCCUACUAACGACGUACCCGCUCCUGAACCCCUACAUCGACGAGAUCCUGCCCAAAAAGGGGUCCCUCGAGGCCAUGAAGCUGCCGGACCGGUGCACGCUGUACGUACUAGAGUCCGCGCCCCUCUUCUUCCAGCACGGGACGGAUACCCUGCUCCCGCAUCUGAGACUCGUGCACCGCUUCCCCGACGCGUUUCCCAGCAUACGGAUCGACCGCGGCGCCAUCCGCUUCGUGCUCAGCGGCGCCACGCUCAUGGCGCCCGGGCUGACGAGCGCGGGCGGGAGGCUGCCGAGCGGUGUUUUGGAGGGCCCGCCUGGGGCGGAGGGGGAAGGGAUGGACGAGGACGAGCGCUGGACGAGAGAGCUGGAGAAGGGUGAGCCGGUUGUUGUUAGGGCUGAGGGCAAGACGGAGGCGUGUGCUGUUGGGUUCUUGGUCGUGGGUACGAAGGAGGUUAAGGAGAAGGGGAAGGGGCCUGUGAUUGAGGAUGCGCAUUACCUUGGUGAUGGGCUGUGGAGACUUACUACGGAUUAGUGGAGGGGUAGGGGGGAUAUGUGGGUGGUAGGGUAUUAGCCAUGCGUGAGGGCGAAAUCCCGGGCGCCGCGAAGAGCGAGGAUAGUGGUCUCCUUGGAGAUUCAGAUGCGAGAGGUGUGAUACAAUCCGAAGCAUCCUACUCCUAAUGUGAGGGGCAAUAUCUGGAGAUGGCCUGCCGGGAUGAGGUGGGCAAGGUAGCACGAUUAAUGAAGAAAUACUCUACUCGGUUGAUAUGAAUGACGGAUGCGUUGAUGUGUAUUAGAACGUGGCAUUGGAUUCGCCGCCUACUAGCCCUAGUCUAGAUCGCGGGCCAGUCAGCUUGAGUACAUAUUUGGAUAUUACAUGCCAGCAAACCCCUGGUCCUUUAUGAGGUUAAGAGUGAUUGAUUAUCUUCUGCGACAGUGUCAUACGAGAUAUCCUCUGAGCGAUUGUAUGCUAGAGUUAUGCUAUCAGGCUACUAAUUAC